CGUAGUUUCACCCAACCGCGCCAAAAUCUUGAUCCAAUAACACGAAAGACUCGUGCGAAGAUCAAGAAGUAACUCGCGGUGAGAAGUAAUCAUUUUUAAAAAAGAUCAUCGCGUUGUAAUGUGAGAGGAUUAUCGAUAACCGUUGACACGAUAAUCGGACUCGCAAUGGUGGUGAACUAAUAUGACAGUAUUUUGAAUCAAUCCUGAAAGCAGACGAGAUUUGCGCAAUAUUUUAACGAUUAUUAAUGAGAGGUGUGUCGACUAUUUCUGAAGUGGUAGUAAAAUAUGGAAACGGUAUUGCGGACAGUGCAGAUUGAAAUUGGGUAUAUUGGAUCAAUUCGGAGAGAUUUUUUCUGGGGUGAGAAACUUCACUUAAAAACGGGACUGAGAAAUUCGACGUGCGAUUCAACGACACGUUUACCGCAGGGGAGAGCGAGUAGUUGGACAAAGUGGACGGAAAAAUAAUUAACAAUAAGUGGAAAUUUUAUUGGACACGUGAUAUUGGAGUGCCGAUUUUUCGCACGUUGUUAAAGUUCAGCAGCCGCGUGCCAAUUUCACCCCGUGAUGGCAGCAGUAAAUCUUCUUCCGAGCCCGCUCGGAAAUUUUUCCGAAGACAAUUGCACCGAAUCCGAGUACCUCGAGAAGAUGCUCGGACCCAAGCAUCUGUCAAUACGAAUUGUACUUCCGGUAACCUUCGUCUAUGUGUUAAUUUUCGUCACUGGAGUCUUUGGGAACGUCGCUACGUGUUUGGUUAUCAUCAGGAAUCCGGUGAUGAAAACUGCCACCAAUUAUUAUCUCUUUAGUCUUGCCGUGUCGGACCUCACCCUCUUAUUGCUCGGAUUGCCAAACGAAUUGAGCGUUUUUUGGCAACAGUAUCCUUGGCCGUUCGGAUUGGGCUUGUGCAAGAUCAGAGCUUUUGUGUCGGAGAUGUCCUCCUAUGUCUCGGUAUUGACAAUCGUGGCUUUUUCGAUGGAAAGAUACCUGGCGAUAUGUCAUCCCCUUCAUCUGUACGCCAUGAGUGGACUGAAGAGGCCAAUUCGAUUCAUCUUGGCUGCCUGGGUGGUUGCUCUCGUCUGCGCUCUGCCCUUUGCGGUCUACACGACGGUUUACUACGUCGAAUUUCCUCUAGGAUCCAAACGUCACGUCGAGGAUUCGGCGAUCUGCGCCAUGCUUCAGCACAACAUGCCACCUUUUCCACUCUACGAAUUGAGCUGCGUUAUAUUCUUUCUCAUACCCAUGCUUCUAAUUUUGGUAUUAUACGUCAGGAUGGGUCUGAAAAUACGAAACACGUCGCUCGGUCGAAGUAUCGAGGGAUCUGUUCACGGUGAAACGAGGCAAGUGCAGUCCAGAAAAGCGAUCAUCAGGAUGCUCAGUGCUGUCGUCGUGAUGUUUUUCAUUUGUUGGGUCCCUUUUCACGCGCAACGCUUGCUCUACGUGUAUGCGAGGAAUUCCGCUUACUACGUAGAAAUAAACGAAUGGCUCUACGCACUGGGAGGCUGUCUUUAUUACUUCAGCACCACGGUGAAUCCAAUUCUCUACAACGUGAUGAGUGCAAAAUACCGAGGUGCUUUCAAAGAGACGUUGUGCUGUGUGACAGGAAGUCCGACCUUCACCAGGGACGAACUUAGCAGUAUGAGGGAUACCACAAUCUGCGGAUGCGACAGUGCUACUUCGAUGCAGCUUAUCAGAAUUCGCAGUCUCCGUUACACUCGGACUGUAAGAUGUACCCUGGACCAUGCAAAAGAUAUUUUACGUUCUCCGAGUCACACGAGGUGUAAUAAAGACGAUAAUGGUAACGGUGUGAAUUUGAAUGCUUCUCAGAACGACGACCAUUUGCAAAAUUCAAACACUGAGCCAUUACUUGAUUCCAAAAAGACAUCAAUCAUCAGCCAGGCCAGCAAUGGAAAACCAAAGUGCCACACUACCGAGGUCUACGUACCACCGGAUGAAACUUGCAUCUGAUCCCAUUUUCAGGAGACUUUCACUAUAAGAGUGACUGUUUGAGACCUGAUGUAUAUUUUAAGUUUUAUCUUGCUACUCGAUCAACGAUCCAUCCGACACUUACAAUGAAUCUGUAAUAGUUGACCAACUCACGGCGGUAACAGUGGAUUAAAGAGGCAGUCGCCUGCAAACUGUGAUUUUGAAGAAAACACGUUUUCUACCCGCGUUAUUUUAAUUCCUGUUUGAGUAAAGGAAUUGCUGCGGCUUGAAGUAUAUUUCUGUAAAUUACGUAAGGUUUUGAUGGGGACAACGUCGAAAAUUCUUAUGGAGCUUAACAUCAGGGUGGAGCUAGUCAAUCAAUUUCUUGCGUAUUUUUUGUCAACCUCAAAAAAUACAUCGCAACAAUAUAAUUGUUGUAAUUUCGAUUAUGGCAUCAUUGCUGAUGUUUUGAACCCGUGUGUCCUCUGCAGUAUUGUGAAAAUUGUAAUAAAAAAAUAUUGUGAUUGCGAAGUUGUUUUAUAACGUGAGAUUAUAAAAAAUUGAAAUGCAAAUUGCUUUUGUAAUGGAUAGUUUAAACAAAAUUAGGUACUUUAUUCUUAAGGUAGGUUCUCGAAAGAAAAGUUAAUUACUUAUCACUUUUAUAGUUCUGAUAAGUACGUACGUGUGUGGAAAAUGGAAUUAAACUUUAUAUUAUUUAAAAUAUUUUCAACGAUUAAAAUGUGUAUAUCAAUAAAACAGCAACGAAAAUUGGCACCAUUUAAAAUGGUCCAAUGUAUCUAUAUCUAUGAUCACGAAUAUGCUAAUAAAUUCAGUUAUAUUUGAAUCCUUUGUUGGUCGAAAACAAAUAUAACAAAGGUCCAACGUAUGAAGCAGCUGGAAAAAUAUAAAAAUAAUCAGAUCCAAGUUUUCAUUGUGUAAUAUAACUCCCGAUAACAUAAGCUAAACAUUUAUAUCGAAUAAAUAUUACGUUGAUUGGAAGCAUUUCAUUCGUCAACUGAAUUAUUUCGUCUAUUCUUUCACUGCUUUCAGACUGUUAGAAUGCUGUUGAAAUGCUUGCAUUUUUUCAUAGAAUCUUUUUAUGUUACCUUGCACAAGCUUUUCAUCAUUAGGAUGAACAUAUCCGAUAUAAUCGAGACGUUUUUGAAACCGACUGAAUAUGAUUUCUUAUCAAUAAAACAUUUGAUGGAACAAAAAAUAAGAUGAAUGAAAUGAUCUUUUAAUCAGCUACGUUGUACCAUUUCAAUGAACUGUAUGUUUUCUUGUCUAAGUGUUCUUAUGUUUAAAAUUAACAAGUCAUUCGUUUGAGAGAACUGUUUUUUAUUCAAUUCACGUAACUCACAGAUUAACAUUUAUUUCACCAUCCGUAACCGCCGCACUCAGAUGACUUAAACUUUUUUUUGAUUGAACAUUUUUUUCCCCCUAGGUAUUCACACGUAUGGUCUGCAUUGCUGUGGGUAGAUUUCUUAAUUCAACUCUUUUUAGUAUUAAAAUCAAUUUCUGGUAAUUUUCAACGAAAAUUCACCAAAAUCUCCCUCUAAUCAAAUUUGAUUAAAAAAGUCAUUAGAGAAGCAUUCCUAAAUAUUUUUGUAGGUGGACACGAUCACCAGUGCUAAACGUGAGUUUGAAACUAGAAAUUUGUUUGUUUAGAAACUAGUUUGAGUCUAGAAAUAACACGAAGCACAUAAUUCAAUGUAUGUACAUCAAGGGAAGAGUUUAGUGAAACUCGAUUUUUUUUUUUUUUAAUUUAGUAAUGAAAAAAAAAAACAAAUAGCUCUCAAAAAAUUUAGACAUUGAACCAAAGCUUGGAUUACAGAACAGGCAGAAGAAAACUAACAUGCCUGAGCAGCCGCUCCUCAAAAUUUUCAUCACUUGCGAAAAUGAAAUUAUUGGAUAGAAAGAUUUUGAUUAAAUAUUUUUGCAAAUCCCUCAGAAAUGGUUAUACUAAUUUUGCUAUAAAGAUAACUGACUCAAAAUACAGUAAAGCUAACUACAUCUCAAAUAGAAGAAUAUUGAUGGCAUUGUUAUUUGUAAGAUUAUUUACCUAAAUUGUAUAUGUAAAUGAUGAAAUGAGAACGUACAGAAAAAUUGUCGUUUUCAAUAUUGCUGAUUCUUUGAUGAAGUUUAUCCAAUGUUGAAAGUAAAAUUACAGUAAGCAACUUUAUUGAAGUGUAAUGGAGGCAUUUUGUACGCACAUAGCAAUGGGAUUGCUUACCGAGGAGGGUUAACGAAGAGCUGCAUUGCGGUGUUGAUAAAGUGUUCAAAUUCAAUAAGCUAGUAGCUAAGCAUCGAUUGCCAUCCGACAUAAAAAUUUCAUUUACCAUUUCUGAUAAUUUCUCUCUUCGAUAGUGCGUUAAAAUAAUAUGACGAGUGAAUUUUCACUAUCAAGAUGGCUGAUUAUUUUCAUAGAUAUCCAAGAGUAACAAAAAUUGGACCUGUAAAUAUGUAGCAUAUACGAAUACUCGCAAAAAACUUGGUUCACGCAAAAUGUGAGGAGAAAAUUUGAUUCACCGACUUGUCAAAAUAUUCCCGAGCACGAAUAUACAGGAUGACGAAAAAUUAUGGAAACACUUAAAUAGUUAGGUAAGAGUGAUCUCAAAAAAAUUACCAAGAUCAAGUCUUAUUCAAUUUUCAACAACGAAUUCAAUGGCGUCCUUAGAUUUGACCCUGAGGCACGAUUUCAACGUCAUUUCCAGGCUUGCUUCUCUUCUGAAUGCAGAAGGAUAGGUAUGAGAUGGCCAUCUCAUUCGGAAUAACCGUAUGCAAAUAGUCGUUUUGUCAUGAUUUCAGACUGUGGAGUUUGUGUGAUUCCCUUCAAAUCCCAUGAAAUGCAUAAACUAUACGAUAACAGAAACGUGCGAGAAAUAAAAUACGUACCUACGUGGUUACGUUAUUGGUGCCACCUUCUUACCGGACUCUAAUCAUAGGUCACGAUCAUGCUUCAUAAACAUUUCAAUCCAGAAGAUACGACGUUGUAAACACUGUUCAAUGUAGCAUGCAUUAUACAUAUUUUUCAUGCUACGUUGAAUUGCAGUGUGAACAAACCAUUGCUCCAAACAAUCAGACGCCAAGAAUAUACCUAAAAUGUGUGAUAAUCGAUCCUGUCGAGGGCCUCGCACAAUCCUCACGGAUCGUGGCUUUCGGUUAAAUUUUCGCAAAUUUUUCGAAUUUGUAGAUCAUGUCGUACUGGCCAAGAGUCGCUCACUAUUGUUACGAAUCGAUUCUAUGAACUGCUGUUUCAGUUCUACGAGCUCACAAAGGUCAGAAAAUUACCGUCAAAUUUUUAACAGCAAAUCGACCUGAGUCGACUGUGGUAACUUUAAGUAGCACUACUUGAUCUACAAACCAGGAAGAUCUUGUUAAAUUCGUUCGAAAGACGGUUCUCGUGAAGACUAUGCGGGACGAUUUGCAAGUAUUGCUUGUGGAAUGGAAAAUUUUUAAAUACGAGAAUUUCUAUUCACGAAAAAUAUGCUCAACUACUAGUUAAGUUAUUCUUAACGGACGUCGCUUGUGAUUCACUUUCAAAAAAAAAUUAAAUAAAAUACUAGGCAGUACGUUUUAAGAGAAGUAAAAAUUGAUGUAUGAACGAUAUGCGAAGUCUUGCUUCUUUGUUUACGUUGACAUGAUAUGUAUUUAUGAA
This is a messenger RNA of Neodiprion fabricii, 5578 nucleotides long. Its product is annotated as neuropeptides capa receptor-like. Gene Ontology annotation, cellular component: plasma membrane. Gene Ontology annotation, molecular function: neuromedin U receptor activity. The transcript has 6 exons. NCBI's taxonomy places the organism in Eukaryota, Metazoa, Arthropoda, Insecta, Hymenoptera, Diprionidae. Gene Ontology annotation, biological process: neuropeptide signaling pathway. Bases 565 to 1962 code for a protein of 465 amino acids. The record is from RefSeq and is a predicted model, not a curated record.